UAAGCGACUGUAAAGCUCCUGCUGCGGCUGGCUGUAGUCUAUCGUAAAGAUAAUUCUACUUCACCUGGAAUCAUGUCUGGAAGAGGCAAAGGUGGUAAAGGUCUCGGAAAAGGAGGCGCUAAACGUCACCGUAAAGUUCUUCGUGAUAACAUCCAGGGAAUCACUAAACCCGCCAUCCGUCGUCUCGCUCGCCGCGGCGGAGUCAAGCGUAUCUCCGGUCUGAUCUACGAGGAGACCCGCGGUGUGCUGAAGGUGUUUCUGGAGAACGUGAUCCGUGAUGCGGUGACCUACACCGAGCACGCCAAGAGAAAGACCGUCACCGCCAUGGACGUCGUGUACGCUCUGAAACGACAGGGACGCACUCUGUACGGCUUCGGAGGUUAAAUUUGUCUACUUCAAUAAAAUCCAAAGGCUCUUUUAAGAGCCACCCACCUUUUCAAAAAGAGUGCUUUUCAUAAUGUUUUGUUAAUGAAAGAUUUAACACAAACACAGCGUGAACUGAAUAAAAUUCUUCGAAGUGAAAGUUUUUGCACAGUGACAUGGAUGCGUUUUAGAUAAACUUAUUCUUGGUGGAUUAACUGACUUUAAUGUUUUGUCACCCGUGUUAAUUUGAGUAAAUCAGUGGGUAAUGCAAUAAAAAGUGUGUGUG
Puntigrus tetrazona (Sumatra barb) is the source of this 649-nucleotide messenger RNA. Its product is annotated as histone H4. Gene Ontology annotation, cellular component: nucleosome. Bases 73 to 384 code for a protein of 103 amino acids. Gene Ontology annotation, biological process: nucleosome assembly. Gene Ontology annotation, molecular function: structural constituent of chromatin; DNA binding; protein heterodimerization activity. The transcript has a single exon. NCBI's taxonomy places the organism in Eukaryota, Metazoa, Chordata, Actinopteri, Cypriniformes, Cyprinidae. The record is from RefSeq and is a predicted model, not a curated record.